Messenger RNA from Metarhizium album ARSEF 1941, 894 nucleotides. Its product is annotated as Anamorsin. The transcript is spliced from 2 exons. Gene Ontology annotation, molecular function: iron-sulfur cluster binding. NCBI's taxonomy places the organism in Eukaryota, Fungi, Ascomycota, Sordariomycetes, Hypocreales, Clavicipitaceae. The record is from RefSeq and is a predicted model, not a curated record. Gene Ontology annotation, biological process: iron-sulfur cluster assembly. The coding region runs from base 1 to 894 and encodes 297 amino acids. Gene Ontology annotation, cellular component: cytoplasm.
AUGGCGCCUCACCCAGUUUUCAUCGACCCCACGGACGAUUUUGCACCCGUCCCCUCCGCGGCUGCGACCUCUGCGAAGCGCAAUCUUCUUCUCGCCCCACCAUCUGUCGCCGCUCACGAGGAGAAGCUACGUCAAGUCUUCACCACCUUUGACCGUGCCAACACCGAUCUACAGAUGCUCGAUCGACUGUCCGCCGGCUUCGUGUCUCUACCCGCCACUACGUACGACCUAGUUCUCGUUCUCACCGACGCCGAUGGCUCACGGGCCGCCGAGACUGCUCAGUUGCUAAACCGCCACCUAUUUGCCUCGCUGGUCCCCGCCAUGAGGGUCGGCGGCAAAUUGCAGUUUCAGGGCGGUGAGCUGGGCGCGACCGAGUCCAGGGAGGCCGUUCUCUCGGGCCUUGUUGCCACGGAUGGUGGAUUCGAGAAGCAGGAGGAGGAGGCGGUCGUCAUACCUUUGCGCUUCGGCAAGAAGAAGACGCCCGCACCAGUCCAGAAGUUUGACUUUAGCAAAUUGGAUGAUGACGACGAUGAUGAGUUGAUUGAUGAGGAUAAUUUGUUAGACGAAGAAGAUCUCAAGAGGCGACCCAAAGCGCCAACCGAGUGCCAACCCCAAAAGCGCCGCCGGUCUUGUAAAGAUUGCACUUGCGGACUGGCCGCCAAAUUCGAAGCAGAAGAGAAGGAGCGCCGAUCGCAAGCCAACGCUGGCCUUGAAGCCAUCAGGCUGGACGCAAACGACCUCAAUGAAUUGGAUUUCACAGUCAAGGGCAAGACGGGCUCGUGCAACAACUGCUCACUAGGGGAUGCGUUCAGGUGCUCGACAUGCCCAUUCAUCGGGCUACCAGCAUUCAAGCCGGGUGAGGAGGUGCGCAUUUUGAACGAGGUGCAGCUGUAA